Messenger RNA from Entelurus aequoreus (snake pipefish), 2217 nucleotides. Its product is annotated as heterogeneous nuclear ribonucleoprotein U-like protein 1. The record is from RefSeq and is a predicted model, not a curated record. Lineage: Eukaryota; Metazoa; Chordata; Actinopteri; Syngnathiformes; Syngnathidae. Bases 160 to 2013 code for a protein of 617 amino acids. Gene Ontology annotation, cellular component: membrane. Gene Ontology annotation, molecular function: protein binding. The transcript is spliced from 11 exons.
AACGAAGAAGAAAAGCGAAGGCGUGUCAAAUUGCGUCAACCAAUCAGAGAGCAGGGCUCCAUAUUGAAUUGUUUGUUUUGCUGUGUAAAAUCGCACUUUCUCCACACUUUUUCCCCGUGUUUUUGUCACGAACGCGGGCAUAAAAGCACAACUUAAUCUAUGUCCGCCGCACAAAAGGUAACCAUGAAGCUCGCGGACAUUAAGAAGCUAAAAGUAGCGGAACUGCGGUCGAAGCUCCAAGAAGCGGGUCUGGAGUGCAAAGGGCUGAAGGCAGAGCUGGUAGGCAGACUCUGGUCGUCGCUGGAUCAGCAACAGCCUGCACACACACCGGGACAAGACGACGACACGACGGUUGUAGCGAAUAAUAUACAAGCGGUGGCGUCCUCGUCCUUUUUACUUCCACAACAAACCACCAGAAAGUGUUCCGACUCCACGACACAGACGGACGGCGAGGGCGGCUCACAGAGUCCCCUAGCCGACUGUGAGCAGCUGCCAGUCGGCCAGGGAGAGGCCGGAGCCGAGAGGAGCGAGCUGGAGGACCGAGGCCGGGCUUUCUACGAGUUUAAAGAGGAAAUACGAUAUAAAAGAGCCAAAGCACCACGAGCUCCCCUGGAGAGAGACGAGACGCAGCAGGAAGUUGAAGAUGUAGUCAAGUUAGAUUCCUAUGACAGCCACCUGCACUUUGACAUAAGCCAAGAUGGUGUCUGUGGUCAGCCGCUGUUCUGGGACAGGUUCCCCCUGCUGUGGUCCGGCUGCAGGCUCACCCACGGGGUGUCACAGGGCAGGGUGAGCUUCGAGGCGAGGCUGGAGAGGACGUUGUUAAGCAACAACAUGGUGGACGGCCUUGAAAGCAGCGAGUCUUACGGCAUGCGAGUAGGCUGGUCCUUGAGCCAAACAUCACUGCUGCUUGGUGAAGAGGCCCUCUCCUUUGCAUACGAUGCAGGAGCCAGAAAAGUGACCAGCGGGCAAGAAGAAGACUACGGGGAGACGUUCUCCGAGGGAGACAUCAUCGGCUGUUAUGCUUCUUUCUCCACCAACGGAAGUGUUCAGCUCUCCUUCCAUAAAAACGGGCGUUUCAUGGGCGUGGCCUUUUCCCUCGAGGCCUCUGAGCUUCGAGGCCGCGCUCUGUUCCCUCACGUCCUCUGUAAGAACUGUGCGGUCCGCUUCUUGUUGGGCCCCACAGCUCCAGCAUGGUACUGCAGCCCCCCUGGCUUUACCCCGCUGGCGGCGCUCCCUGCUGGGCUGAGGCUCCGCAGCACGUUGGGCCCCAACUCCAGAGCGCAGAGUGAGGUGGUGUUGAUGGUGGGUCUCCCUGCUGCGGGAAAGAGCCACUGGGCCAAAGCUCGCGUACGACAGCAUCCGGAAAAACACUACAGGCUGCUGAGCACCGAGGAGCUGCUGGCAUGCAUGAUGGGACGGGGAGCGAGGGAGCGCCAGCUGCAGCAGGCCGCUCAGUGUCUGACCGAAUUAAUCCAAAGAGCCGCUAACACGCCAGGCAACUACAUCCUGGACCAGUGCACUAUCCUCUUUUCCGCACAACGUUACAAGCUGCAGCUGUUCGCCGACUUCAGCCACCGCUUGGUGGUGGUGGUUUUUCCUUCAGCAGCCGAGUGGAAAAGACGGCUUUGGGAACAUCAGCAGGUCUGGGGUAGGAUCCCUGAGAUCGCUCUGCUCAAACUCCAAGUGAGCUGCAGUCUUCCGGAGCAGCACAGCCACCUUUUGGACGAGCUGCAGUACGUGGAGCUGCCUCAGGAAGCGGCGGGGGCGCUGCUGCAGGAGUACAAAGACCAGGCCCGCCGGCUGCUGCCUCCUGUUGCCAAAGCAGAAAAGAAGAAGAAAUACCUGCAGAAGAAAAGACCCCACCCGCAUGGACCUUUACAACCUCACUGGAGUGGCUCAAACGGGUGGUAUGACACAAGGCCGUACACGCAGCAGCCUUGGAGCCACCAGCCCACUUGUUGGAACACAGUUUAUCACGACCAGGCCAUGUACUGUAACAGUGGAUACUGGUAAAUACAAAACAGGACAUUCGGUGUGCAGGAGGACUCUAAUAUGCAAUCAGUGUUUACUACAGUUUUUAAACAAAGUUUUUAUUCCAAAAAUAUAUUUUAAUUGUACAGAUUUGGAAUCAUGAAUGCACUUUGCAUAGUUGGAACACCCUGCAGAGGAGUAAUAAAGCUCAGAGGUAUUAAAGGGGAUCUAAUGUGAGGUUUCACU